Molecule: messenger RNA, 843 nt
Organism: Acanthosepion pharaonis
Lineage: Eukaryota; Metazoa; Mollusca; Cephalopoda; Sepiida; Sepiidae
Source: the annotation of a GenBank genome assembly
AUGCUCAUUGUACGUUCUUCGUUGAUAUUAUUUGUCCAUCGCCCCUGCAACUUUCGCUUCCCGCCUGCGCAUUCAUUUCACGAAAUCAAUUUCUUUUUUUCUUUUGUUUCUUUGUUUAUCUUUCUUUCUUUCUUCCUUUCUUUCUUUCUUUCUUUCUUUCUUUCUUUCUUUUACUCGCCCCCAUUGUUUUCCUUUUUUCUUUUCAGUUCCUUCCUUUCUUUUUUACUUCACUCUGUCUCCCUUACUGUUUACUUUCUCUCUGUUUUCACACACACUCUCUCUCCCCACCUUUCUGUUGUCGACUAUUUUUCUGUUUCAUUAUUUUCUUUCUUUCUUUCUUUCUUUCUUUCUUUCUUUCUUGCAUCAAUACACCUUUCUUUAUCCCUUUCUUCCUUUCUUUCAAUUCAUCUUCAUUUCUUACUUCAUGCCUUCUUUCUUUCUUUCUUUCUUUCUUCAAUCUACCAUCUUUCCAUCUAUCUUUCUUUCUUCCCCACUUCUGUCUAUCUUUCUUUCUUCCGUCUUUCUUUCUUCCUUCCAUCCAUCUUUCUUUCGUCUUUCCUUCAAUCUAUCUUUCUUUCCUUCCUUCCAUCUUUCUUUCUUCAGUCCAUCCAUCCAUCUUUCUUUUUUCAUUCUUUCUUUCUUUCUUUCUUUCUUUCUUUCUUUCUUUCUUUCUUUCUUUCUUUCCGACUCAUUUCAUUACUAAUGCACAAACUUAUCAUUUGCCAUGUCAAAACUUUCAGGGGUGAUUCGCGUUAUCUAUCUAUCUAUCUAUCUAUCUAUCUAUCUAUCUAUCUAUCUAUCUAUGUCAUGGUGCGCUUUUUCUCACAGACGGUACCCAACUGA